UCUUUCUUUCUUUUUUUAACAGCACUUUUAACUUAGAUGAAAUAAGUUACAAACGCCCAAGGGCAGAAAUGGGGCAAUGUUUCGUUAAAUGGAGUUGUCAGGAUUAUCCGUCUGCGCCCAACAGCGACAGGCGCGCGCGCCCCCGCCGCCCUCCGCCUGGAACUCGGCGCCUCUCGAAGCGAAGGCGUGUGUGCGUGUGUGACGCAGUCGCCAUCGCUUAGGGCUGCGUUCUGAUGCAGAAGCCCGUGAAGUCCCUGGUGCCCGACCGCGCGGUGAGCCGCCCGGGCCUCAGUUUCCCAGCUUCUAAAGAAGGGGAACCAUGCCGCCCUGUUUCUUGUUCCUCUCUAAGCAGAUCAGCAGUUCGCUGGUGUCCCUGCGCAGCGUGCGCCGAGGCUUCGCGCUCCGACCGCUCUGGGUCUCCUGGCGCCCCUCGGGUCCCCAGCCCGCCGCCCCCAGCCGCCCGCUGGCCGCAGCCACCUCCUCCCGGGACCCUGCCGGGCCCACCUCCGCCCCCUCCGGAGUGCGGCAGAACUUCCACCCUGACUCCGAGGCCGCCAUCAACCGCCAGAUCAACCUGGAGCUCUACGCGUCCUAUGUGUACUUGUCUAUGGCCUAUUACUUCUCCCGAGAUGACGUGGCCCUGAACAACUUCGCCAGAUAUUUCCUUCGUCAGUCUCGGGAGGAAACCCAGCACGCCGAGAAGCUGAUGAGGCUGCAGAACCAGCGGGGAGGCCGGAUCUGCCUGCAGGACAUCAAGAAACCUGACCUGGACGACUGGGAGAGCGGGCUGAAUGCCAUGGAGUGUGCGCUGCUCUUGGAAAAGAAUGUGAACCAGUCGUUGCUCGAAUUGCACACUCUGGCCUCAGACAAAGGUGACCCCCAUUUGUGCGACUUCCUGGAAACUCACUAUUUGAAUGAACAGGUGAAAUCGAUCAAAGAACUAGGUGACCACGUGCAAAACCUGGUUAAGAUGGGGGCCCCAGCUUCUGGCCUGGCAGAGUACCUCUUUGACAAGCACACCCUUGGAAAUGAAAACGAUCACAACUAAGCCACAGGCUGCCUUCCUUGCUGCCCAUGGUGUGCCAAGACCCAGAGUCAGCUGACUCCUGCUUUCUUGCCCUUAAAAUGCACCUCCACCUUUAUAUCCUGUUAAACUGUCCCAAUCAAGUGACUUGUGGAGAAAAUGUAUUUAGCCUCCAGUUAACAAGGGCUUUUUUUUUCUUCCUGUCCAACAUCAAGAUAGUUUUUCUAGCCUGUAAAGUAGCCCAGGAUACUAUGGUAUAAAAAAAGACUGGGAAACAGCUACUGAAAAGUAGAUACAAACUUUCUCCAGUUACCAAAUAUUAUUCCAGACCAUGAGCCUUCACUAAAAUUCUGUGAUUUUCUACUGAACAAGUGCCUGUUAUUUUCAAGACUUUAUGCUAAAGGCUAAAAUUGGGAAGAUGUGUAAGAUAAAUAUACAAACAACUAUAACAAGUUGAAGAAUAUAUAUAGUACUAUAAAGUACUGUGAAAACCAUACAUGAAAAAUUCUGUGACAACGUUUACCCUUUCCCGGUAUUUUCCAAGAAAAAAAUAAUGUCUGGAGAUGAUCUGUUUCUAAAGGAUUUUGUGAUCAAAUUCAAGGAAAGCUACACAAAGUGUCGAUACUAGCCUUAGGAAGUUAUGACACAUAUGAACAUUUUAAGGGCUCUGGGAAGUCUGAGAAUUAAAAACAUCUUGGAUUA
This is a messenger RNA of Prionailurus viverrinus (fishing cat), 1726 nucleotides long. It is a transcript of the gene FTMT, whose product is annotated as ferritin mitochondrial. Gene Ontology annotation, biological process: iron ion transport; intracellular iron ion homeostasis. The coding region runs from base 320 to 1048 and encodes 242 amino acids. Gene Ontology annotation, cellular component: mitochondrion; cytoplasm. Gene Ontology annotation, molecular function: ferrous iron binding; ferric iron binding. The transcript has a single exon. Lineage: Eukaryota; Metazoa; Chordata; Mammalia; Carnivora; Felidae. The record is from RefSeq and is a predicted model, not a curated record.